UUCAGUUGUGUUCUUGAGUUAAAAGAAAUGAGAUCAAUAAUUGCAGAAUUUUUUAUUUUAUUGUUUUCACUUGUAGAUUUUACUUUAGCAGUGAAAAAAUGUUUAACGAUUUGUCCAGACCUUCAGUUCAAUUAUGCAAGUCAAACUAUUGAAGAAAUCUUGAUAUCGAAUUUGCAAAAUGAAAUUGAUCCAAAUUGCAUCUGUCCAGAGUCAGACAAAUGGUUUUUAAAUGGAACAAUGCUCGGUUUAUCGUCUGGAAAUAUUUGCUUAGACAUCCCGGUAGGUCAAGAUAUCAAACCUGGCCAGGGCGAAAAGUGUCCUAAUUCCUUCAAAUGCGGAGUCGAAGAAACUUUAUACGAAUGUCACCUUCGAACUUAUGAAUUAUUAGGUGAAAAUACUCCAUCAGAUGGAUGGUGUGCAGAGGGAGAAAUAAAAUGGAUUAUCGACAAGAACUUGUUAGGGAUCUCGAGCAAUAUUUGUACAUGUCUGGAUGACUUUGACAUCACUUCACCUGAUGUCGUUUGUAUCUAAAAGAAAUAUUGAAGAUCGCUCUAGUUGAACAAGUGUUUUUGUUUUUUUCCCGGUAAAUGAGUGAAACUAAAAAUGUAGAACGGAAUCUUUUUCAUUUGUUAUUAAUUUUAUAGUAAAUUACUUUGAAUCAAUGUUGAAACUAAAAGGCAAUGAUGAAACUAUUUGAAGAUAAAAAAGUUUCUUUGUAAUUAAGAAACUGAUAAAAUAAUAUUUUUUGCGAUGAAAACUUAUCAGAAAUUCUUUUUAAAGAACUCAUCUCAAAUAAAAGCUUU
This is a messenger RNA of Clunio marinus, 803 nucleotides long. The record is from the annotation of a GenBank genome assembly. Lineage: Eukaryota; Metazoa; Arthropoda; Insecta; Diptera; Chironomidae.